Molecule: messenger RNA, 465 nt
Organism: Scheffersomyces coipomensis
Lineage: Eukaryota; Fungi; Ascomycota; Pichiomycetes; Serinales; Debaryomycetaceae
Gene: PEX4
Product: E2 ubiquitin-protein ligase peroxin 4
Exons: 1
Source: RefSeq, a predicted model, not a curated record
ACUACCACCAUGUCAGAAAGAAGACUUAUUAAAGAACUUAAUCAAUAUAAAAAGAAUCCUCCUUCGUUAUCAAAUCAUCAAAUUAAAUCAUUAAAUCCUAUAAAUGAUGAUGAUUUAUUUCAUUGGAAUGCUGUGAUAUCAAAACCUACUCAACAAGAUAAUCCUUGGUAUUAUAAUGGUCAAUGGAAUUUAGAUAUAACCAUCCCUCAUGAUUAUCCUUUAUCUCCUCCCACUAUUAAAUUCAUAUCCCCUAUAUGUCAUCCAAAUAUAAAUAUUAUCACAGGAGAAAUUUGUUUGGAUAUCUUAAAGAAAGAUAGUUGGUCUCCAGCUUGGAAUUUACAAUAUUUAUUAGUAGCUAUACUUAUGUUAUUAGAUCAUCCUGAACCUGAUUCUCCUUUAAAUAUCGAUCUGGCUAAUCUUUUUAAAUUUGAUAAAAUUGCUUAUGAAAGUUUAGUGCAAUAUUUU